AUCAGUGCGGUUAUAACUGUUUCUGCUGCCAGUCGUCGUCUCUGCGCACUGUUGUUAUUGUUGUCGUCGUCGUCGUUGUUGUUGUUGUUGCAGCUGCGUGCACAGAAUUUGUGAAAAGAGAAAGUUUGAAUCGCGGCUGACUGAGUCGACUCGACUCGGCUUACACUGACUGCUGCUGCUGCUGCUGCUGCUGCUUACUGUGACAGCAGAACGAAAAAUCCACUCAAUAAAGUAAGACUCAUAAAAUCGAAACUGGGCUAUUGCGGUGAGAAUAUCUACAAUGGCGCCUAAGGAAACGGUUGUGACCAGCAACAACAAUAGCAAGGGCUCUGGCUGUGAGUCGCUGACCAACUCAGCAUCACCAGCGAAGGCAAAUGGACAAGCCAAGUCGUACCGGGAGGUGAAUGCGCUGCCGGGCAAGAAGUCCGUUGUGAUCGCUUAUGUGCUGUGGCUCGUUGGCGGCAUAUUUGGACUGCACCACUUGUAUUUACAUCGAGACCGUCACGCCUUUGUCUGGUGGUGCUCGCUGGGCGGUUACUUGGGCAUUGGCUGGUUCAGCGAGCUGUUUCUCAUACCCGAAUAUGUGCGCGAUGCCAACGAGGAUCCACAGUUUCUGAAAGUGUUUGUCGCCAAGCUACAGGCCUAUCCGCGACCGCCGUACUCGGCCAAGCGUUUUCUGGGUCAAAUCAUGAUUGGAUACCUGUUUGGCCAGUUGUUUAGCUCGGCCAUACCGCAAGCCAUCACUGCGGGGAUUGAUUUUGGUUGGUUACACUGGUGCAUCCCGAUUUUUGUGUCGCUGGGCGUUUGGACCGUGGGCAACAUUGGACGCGAGUCCGGCGUUUUGUGGCAAUGCCUUAUAGGCGCAAUGGUUGCCUACCCGUCACGCUAUUUCAUCUAUGAUGAGACAUACUCGCUGCUCCUGACCUCGCUUGUGUCUGCGUUGGUCUUUGAUACCUUCUCGAAGCAGUGGCGCCGUGCACCGCCGCGCCGACGCGGCCCCACCGAACGCACACUGAAGCUGGGCGCAGCCAUUUGCAUUUAUUUUAGCCUGUGGGGCUCCGUGGUGCUGUUCAACGGCACCAUUCGCGACGACGAUGGUGGCGAAGUGCCCAUACACGAGGCACUGCAAAAUUUUCUCGCUUCCGCCUGGUGGACAGACUUAAAGCAGGCCUUGUACGACACCUAUACAUAUGCGCAGCAUCAUGGCUGGUACGAGACGUGGCGUGAGGUCUUUGAGAGCAUGGAUGUGGAUGGUGAACGUAAUGCCUACAAGGUACUGGGCGUCAGUGCCACCGCCUCGCAGGCAGAUAUUACGGCUGCCUAUCGCAAACUCUCCAAAGAGAACCAUCCCGACAAAGUCAAGGAUGAGGCACUGCGACCCGCUGCCCACCAGCGCUUCAUUGAAAUCCAGCAGGCCUACAGCGUACUCAGCAAGAUCAAAUCCAGUCGUCGUCGCAAGAACAAACAGUUUAAUGCAGAUGAUGCCAUUGAGCUGUAAUUCCAUAAUUGCCUAAUCAAAGUCUAAGUCUGCUACAAAUUUAAGGCAUUUUUUUUCUUCAAUAACAAUAAUGUAUUUACUUUUAAUAUUUAAAUAUAGAAUAAACCAAUCCGCAGAUC
Drosophila novamexicana is the source of this 1617-nucleotide messenger RNA. RefSeq names its product dnaJ homolog subfamily C member 22 (gene wus). Gene Ontology annotation, biological process: endocytosis. Bases 281 to 1498 code for a protein of 405 amino acids. Gene Ontology annotation, cellular component: plasma membrane; early endosome. The transcript has 2 exons. NCBI's taxonomy places the organism in Eukaryota, Metazoa, Arthropoda, Insecta, Diptera, Drosophilidae. The record is from RefSeq and is a predicted model, not a curated record.